Molecule: messenger RNA, 1044 nt
Organism: Euleptes europaea (tarantolino)
Lineage: Eukaryota; Metazoa; Chordata; Lepidosauria; Squamata; Sphaerodactylidae
Gene: ZPBP
Product: zona pellucida binding protein
Exons: 8
Coding region: 1-1044 (347 amino acids)
Biological process (GO): binding of sperm to zona pellucida; acrosome assembly
Cellular component (GO): zona pellucida receptor complex; acrosomal vesicle; extracellular region
Source: RefSeq, a predicted model, not a curated record
AUGGUUGAUUAUGAUCUUCUGGACAUCGAGAUCUGGGGCACAGCCCUUCAACGGUUGCACUCCUUCCUCCGUGGUCGGGGACAGAGGGUGGUGCUAGGGGAAAAAUUUAAAUUUUUACACUGUCUUUUUUCUGUUUUGCCAGUUUAUUGUUCUUCCAAUACAGAGCCUAAUGAAUCGAAAGUCGUAGGAUCAACCAAUUUGCCAGUUAAAGUUUAUGUCAAGAUUGAACAUAUCAGCCCACGUAUUCUAUGUGUUACAAAUCAUCUAAGAAAUUCUGAAAUGAUUGAUCCAAUAUUCCAGUGGCAUGGACCAGGAGGUGACAUGGUUACAGGAAAUAAGACCGCAAGAAUAACACCAACAGGAACGUUGGUAUUCCAGCAGUUUAAAUCUGAGAUGAGUGGGGUUUACACAUGUUCCGUUGUUUUUAAACCAACAACCGAGCAAGCUGAAAAAAGCUAUUUGAUCAAAUAUGUUAUUUAUGCGUAUGUCGCUCCCAACGUUCACUAUGAGUUUACAGCCCGAUAUCACGCAGCUCCCUGCAACAGCGACUUCAAUACGUCCUUUGAGAGGAAAUUGCUUCAGUCACUGAGCAAGCUGGUUAUUGGUCUUUCCUGUGAGAUUACGUUAAUUAAGUCUGAGUGCCAUCAUGUAAAAAUGCAGAGAGCUGGAUUGCAAAAUGUAAUCUUCUUUACUUUUACAGUUACUUAUGUAGAGACGGGGAAGAGCAGAAGUGCAUGUCAGAAGAGCACAUGCGACAUAUCAAGAAGAUUACAAAAGGCAAAAGACGUAAUAGAGAAAUUUUUUAACCGACUUGAUGUAGUUGGGAAACGGACAUCUCCACUGCCUCAGAUCUAUUAUAUUGAAGGCACUCUGCAAAUGGUGUGGAUUAGUCGCUGUUUUCCAGGCUAUGGAAUUAACCACCUGCUGCAUCCAGACUGCCCUCAUUGUUGCGUGGUUUGCAGUCCAGGAUCAUAUAACCCUCACGAAGGAGUUCACUGCCUUCCAUGCAACAAAAGUUUGGUAUAUGGAUCAAAACAUUGUUAG